AUGAUCAUCUCGUAUUUCAAUCUUUACGAAGUUGGUAAGCAUGUGAUCCAUGAUCCUGAUUUCGACAAUCAAGAGCUAGAUGCAUGCAAAGACGGCUGUACCCCACUACUGCAGGCUAUCUCGAAUACCAGUAUUGAUAUGGUGCAGCUACUUAUCAAGAGUGGUGCUGAUGCGAAUUAUGACACGGGGAUACACAGGCCCCUUGAAAAUGCUCUGAACCUUGGUAAUCUCGUUAUUUUCCAAUCUGUUGCGGAAGUCGCAUGGGAUGGAAGAAGUAAACCGUUGACUGUGCUAGAUAUGGCGGUCAUAAAUAGUAGAAGGGAUGAAUUUGUCCCAAUAUUUCUCGAUUCAUUGGUGCGCCCAAUGUUAGAAGGAUAUCUUGAAACGGCAUUGUCAUGGGCCCUAUGCACCGGGAGUAGAAGACUUACAGAAUUACUACUAUUCUCCGGAGCUGAUCCCACCUACUCUAUUCCCAAAGGCAUGCCUAACUCGUGCAAAAGCUGCUUAGAAUUAUCUUUUGACCUCCCUAUUGACUACUCAGAGGAUCCAAAAUCAGGCAAGUAG
Botrytis sinoallii is the source of this 564-nucleotide messenger RNA. RefSeq lists its product as uncharacterized. Bases 1 to 564 code for a protein of 187 amino acids. The transcript is spliced from 2 exons. The record is from RefSeq and is a predicted model, not a curated record. NCBI's taxonomy places the organism in Eukaryota, Fungi, Ascomycota, Leotiomycetes, Helotiales, Sclerotiniaceae. Gene Ontology annotation, molecular function: protein binding.